Molecule: messenger RNA, 501 nt
Organism: Colletotrichum lupini
Lineage: Eukaryota; Fungi; Ascomycota; Sordariomycetes; Glomerellales; Glomerellaceae
Exons: 2
Coding region: 1-501 (166 amino acids)
Source: RefSeq, a predicted model, not a curated record
AUGCGCCUCGCCUCGGCCCCGGAUGACUUUCUUCUCCUGAAGCCCCUCGACCCGUACAACGACUUGGGCGACUAUACGGUCUAUGAGAAAGACCUGCACUUUCUCUUUUGCAAAGAUUGCGGCAUGCGUUGCUUCACUUUCAUGGGGAAGGGUGAGGUGGUGGACGUAGAUCUAACGGUUCUAGGAGUCGGCGCUGGGACCGACUCCGGGUCGGAGGAGAAGAAGGCCCGCAGCAAAGGCGGGCCGGCGGCUACGGCGACGGCGGGCGAGAAGAGCAUGACAAAGGUGUGGAGACCGAAGAAGGAGGGGUGGGUGGAGGGCAAGAAGUUCGGAAGCUAUUUGAGUGUCAACGGAUAUUCCGUCGACGCCGGUCAGGAGGGAUUCGAUCUACGCGAGAUAACGGAGAAGAAUCGUGUGCCUCUGGACAUUGCCGACGGAGUAUCACUGCGGAGGUCUGCAUUCCGCUCCCGGCUGACUACCGCGCAGCCAACGGAGGCUUAG